Molecule: messenger RNA, 5910 nt
Organism: Stegastes partitus (bicolor damselfish)
Lineage: Eukaryota; Metazoa; Chordata; Actinopteri; Pomacentridae
Gene: pcdh2a39
Product: protocadherin 2 alpha c
Exons: 4
Coding region: 1-3018 (1005 amino acids)
Biological process (GO): homophilic cell-cell adhesion
Cellular component (GO): plasma membrane
Molecular function (GO): calcium ion binding
Source: RefSeq, a predicted model, not a curated record
AUGGCUGUAACGGCGCGAUGCUGUUACAGUGUAAAGGAUAAUGUGCCUUUUUCUUUGUAUUUGGUUCUAUUCGUCCUCAGUGGCCUUACAAAUGCACAAAUUCGAUACUCCAUUCCGGAGGAGCUGGAGAACGGGGCUCUGGUCGGUGACAUUGUCCGAGAUUUGGGUCUGGAUCUGAGAAAACUUUCCACCCGACGCAUCAGAAUCACAUCGGACAGCGGACGGAGAUAUUUCACCAUAAAUCACAAAACCGGGAAGCUGGUGGUGAGUGACCGCAUUGACCGAGAGACAGUUUGUGAAUUCAGUGGCACCUGUUCGCGCAACCUGGAGGUGGUAUUAGAGAACCCGCUGGAGGUGCACAACGUGGAGGUGGAGAUUUUGGACGUGAACGAUAACGCGCCACAGUUCCCUCGAGAUGAAUAUCAGCUCGAGGUGGCGGAAUCCGCGCUCACUGGGUCGCGGUUUCACAUCGAGGGAGCUCAGGAUGCAGACGACGGCUCCAACUCCGUGAAGCAGUACCGACUCAGCCCAAACGACCACCUCGCCCUGGACUCCAUUAAACCAUUUUCCAAUAAUAAGCACAUCGAGCUCAUUCUCAAAAAGCCCUUUGACCGGGAACAGGUUCCCUCUCAUCAGCUCAUCCUGACAGCUAUGGAUGGAGGCACCCCACAGCGAACUGGCACGGCCAAAAUCAAUGUCCGUAUCCUUGAUGCCAAUGACAAUGUGCCUGCAUUUGACAGCUCUGUGUACAAAGUGAAACUGUCUGAGAACUCUCCAAAAGGUGCACUUGUAAUUAAGUUAAAUGCAACAGACCCUGAUGAGGGCCCCAAUGGAGACGUUUUUUACUCUUUCAGCAGUUACACACCAGAGAGAGUCAGACAGAUGUUUUCAAUGGACACAGACACUGGGGAAAUUAGAGUGAAAAACAAUAUAGAUUAUGAGGAGACCAACUCACACGAAAUGUACAUACAGGCAAUGGACAAGGGCCCAGCGCCUGUGGCAGUACACUGUAAAGUAGUAGUAGAAGUUUUAGAUGUUAAUGACAACAUUCCUGAGAUUGUGCUGUCUUCACUCUCCAGCCCUGUGCGUGAAGAUGCCCGGGCUGACACAGUGGUAGCAUUGAUCAGUGUGAAUGACCGUGACUCUGGACCAAACAAACAAGUAACCCUGGAAAUCAUGCCCCAAUUGCCUUUCAAGAUCAAGUCCUUCCGAAACCACUACACCAUUGUCACAGCCGCCUUCCUGGAUCGAGAAGCCAUCUCGUCCUACAAUGUCACAGUCAACGCUGUGGAUGGAGGCACCCCACCCCUGUCAUCUCAGAUGACCUUUAAAGUGGACGUUGCGGACGUUAAUGACAACCCACCUCGUUUUGAACAGACAUCAUAUACAGUUUAUAUUACAGAGAACAAUGCUCCCGGUGCAUCUCUGUGUGUUGUCAAGGCCACAGACGCUGAUGCUGGAGAAAAUGCUCGCAUCACCUAUACUGUGCUCAAUGACAACAACCACGGUAUCCCUGUAGCCAGCUACGUCAGCAUCAAACCUGACACAGGUGAGGCCUAUGCCCUGCGAGCCUUCGACUUUGAGAAGCUGCGAGAGUUUCAUUUUCAGAUCAAAGCCCAGGACAACGGUGUGCCACCCCUCAGCCGUGUGGCCACAGUGUAUGUUUACAUCAUGGAUCAGAAUGAUCACGUGCCCAGAAUAGUCUACCCACCCGCCAAUGGGAGCCGCACCACAGAGACACUAAUGAAAAACGCUGAAGCAGGAGUGUUGGUUAGCAAGGUUAUGGCGUGGGACGGUGAUGCAGGGCAGAAUGCAUGGCUGCUUUAUGCCCUGGAGCAGCCCAACAUGGACAUUGAUCUGUUCAAGGUGCAUGAGCACACAGGUGAGAUCCGCACCACAAGGCGUGUCAUUGAAGAUAACUCCACCUCCUUCAUUCUGAGCGUCAUGGUGCGCGACAACGGCCUCCCGCCACUCUCCUCCACCGCCACCAUCUAUGUGCAUGUGAUGGAGCUGCCUCCAAAACUGACCCCUGACCCCAAGCGCAUUAUCAGGCCCAACAGCCCCCUAAUGUUCUCCAAUGUCACUCUCUACCUCAUCAUUGCCCUGAGUGCCACAACCUUUGUAUUUCUAGUCACUGUCUUUGUGCUGGCCAUUGUCCGUUGCCAUGCCUACUGUACCCAGCCUGGUUCCUGCUCCCCGUGUUGUGUGUCCAAGAAGAAUAUGCCAGAGGGGGGCACCGCAGCAGGUGGCGGUGGAGGAAGAGCUGCAGGUGGAGGUGGAGGUGGAGGUGGAGGAGGACAGCCGAACAACAAUGUUGCCCUGCGCCGCGACCUCAAAGUGGAACCGCAUUAUAUUGAAGUGCGGGGAAAUGGGUCUUUGACCAAAACGUACUGUUACAAGACGUGCCUCACUGCCACGUCAGGAAGUGACACUUUUAUGUUCUACAACACUGGACGGCCUCACAGUGGCACCUGGGGCUCGGGCUACGUCACCAGCCACAGUGGGCAGAGCCAGAUAUUUGUACGGCGUCUCAGUAUGCCAGAUGCAACUGCUAUUCAGCCCAAGGCGCCGAAUGCAGACUGGAGAUAUUCAGCCUCCCUGAGAGCAGGAGGUGUAAUGCAGAGCUCAGUGCACAUGGAAGAGUCCUCAGUUAUGCAGGGAGCCCAGGGGGUCCUGGUUCAGAACUGGCCCACUGCAUCCAGUGCUGCAGAUGGUGAAGGGGGAGAGGUUUCACCCCCAAUGGGUGCUGGAGUAGACAGCAACAGCUGGCACUUUCGCUACGGCCCGGGAGGACCUGGUGCACCCCCACAGCACCUGAAGCCUGGUGAGGUUCCUCCAGAAGCCUUCAUCAUCCCCGGCUCCCCUGCCAUAAUAUCCAUUAGACAGAACCAGGGAGGAGAGGACGACAAGAGCGAUUUCAUCACCUUUGGAAAGAAAGAGGAGGCCAAGAAGAAAAAGAAGAAGAAGAAGGAGAAGAAAGACAAGAAGGAUAAGGGCAAGGAUGAUGGAGAUGAGUAGAGGAGCAAAGAGCAAAAAAAGCAAAGAAGAAAAGGGCGUUGUUAAAACAGAGGUACCAACCAAAGUCCAUUGGGCAAAAAGAAAAUGUAAAAACUGUUAUAGCUUUUCCAAUUUCAUCAUAUUACCGAUAAUCACUGGUAACAUUUUAAAGAUCUUUUUGUUGUGAACCUGGCCUUACCAAGAUUUGUUUUACCUUCAGUUCCUUACUGAAGUAAAUUAUUGAUCUUGCCUUGAUAUAAUAAAUGAUACGAUACACAAUAAAUGAUAGAAUUUUCUCCACGCCCCUAUGUGCCUAUACACUCUGAGUCAACUCAUGUCAUCCUUUCAAGUAAGGAAGGACCACUCUUUGCCCUUGUCUUGAAAUUUACUCCUUUAACCCACUGGGCAUGUUGGCACCUCUGUCUUACCCCCUCCCCAACGACGAUGUGUAAACCAUUCUCUCUUAGAGGAGACAAAUACUUUGUACAAGAACAACAAAAAGCUGUGCCAGCCAAGGAAAAGAAGAAACACGAAGACUGAGACCGAUGUAUGCAGUCUGGAGCUGGACACACUAUACUUGUAAAUAGCACAGGCGAGAGUCACCGAAACUAAGGCUAACAUGACACUGCUGCAGAUUCCUCUGGUAAUUACCAACAGUGUUUCCUGAGCUCUCAAUGAAACCACAUGCACAUACGCAUGCUCACACAUUCAAACAUGCAAACACAAACUUACCAUGGCGAAGUGGACACAGAAAGCACUUGAGACCUAGAAAGAGGAAGAGAAGUUAAAAAAUGGGAUAAAGUCAACUGGUAAAAAAGAAAUGUGCUUAAAACUAGACACUGCAAGCUUUUUGCCCUGCACAGUCGCCUAUGAGGUGCACAUGUACAUCAACUCUCAGGAUGGAAGCAGCAUCCUUUGCAGUCACUCUGUAUUUGCUCACUGCAUUGAAAGGACACAAAGAGAUUCAUCUCCUGCCAGAACCCCAACUGAGGAAUGCAGAGAGCACUGGAAAGAUGGAGAGAUGGGAAGAUACCUCACAUUCUCCUGAGGAUCACAGAGGGGAGAGUCCAGCUGAGCUGGCUUGUGACUCCGCGUUCAGUCAGUGGACUCUGAUGAAACCUUACAGAAUAUUAGGAGAGAUUUUGAUAACACCGUCUCUUCUCCCCCUGCUGCAGCAAAAGCCUAUUGCUUUCUGCUUUGAAUGUUUGGUAGCAACCAGUCCUUACCUAAUACCUUGAGUUUACAAAUGCUCACCUGCUUGUACUUGCCCUAAGCUGCCACGAGCCCUCUUCUCCUCCCCAAACCGCCUUUUACCCCACUGUCACCCAUCCCACUGACUGCCUCUUCAUGUGACAAUGAAGUUUGUGAACUUUUUCUGUUUUCAUUUAUCCUCUAAAGAGAUUCAUUAUUACAUUCUGUGGCAUUUUUUUUUCAUUGUUGUUUUCUUCCUCAUAGCUUUAACUGCUUUUUGCUUGACAUGCUCACCCCUCAUUUACCCUCUAAUACUGACCCUAACCCCCAUUCUGACCCCCUGCUCAGGAUCAGUCCUGGGAAUGGCCUGCUCUGAACAUUGUGGUGUGCUGAGAACAGCAUGGAGUAAUGUGGACGAGGCCUAGGGAAUCCCAGUCGGGGGUCUGUGCCCUGAACUCUUGUCAGAUGUUUCUCAAGUGCAAAACGGUUCAGUGCUUUUAACUUGUGAAUACUACAGUAUGCGGUUCAUUUGUUGUUUGUAGCCACUGAUGAGAGGGGACCAGGUGGGAUGAGGCCGAUUACAGGGACUGUGGAGGACCGGGAUAAAGUGAGGAGACAGGUGCCGUGGGCUGGCCCUCCACCUCCAUGUACACAAGAAGAAAAGCUCUCCAACUUGAUUGUUUAGGAUCGCUGAGUCACAUGUUAGCUUUUAUGUACGCUGUAAAUGUAGCGUAGACUUUUCAUAGAUUGUCUCCACAUUAGCAAUUGAAACUUGAUGAAAAAUAUGGGCAUCUAGGGAUUCCCAUCCCAGAGCUGUAUCCCACCAAUCCUCUCUCAGGAGGUUUUGAAAAAGGGGCACACACAUGCCUCAUGACCUGCUUCUGUUGGUUCCCUUCCUCUGCCUGUAACUUGUUGCCACAUCCCAGAGUUUUGCGGCUCAGUAUGACGUCACUCCAUUAAGUGGCUGCUGCAUGUACUGCUCUAAGGAAACACAUACUAUAUAGAGAAAUAUAUAUAUAAAUAGAUAGAUGGCUAUGAUUUUAUUCUUUUGUAUUAUCAUUUUUCUUCAUUACUCGCACAGGAGAUAUUUGUAUGUACUUCUGUCUCUGCCAAACAUCUAUGUACUACAAUCUUCACGCUCCACAGAUGUUGUAUGGCAUCCACUAAACCUCUUUAGAUAUUUGUAAAUGCUAUAGUGUGAUACCUUUCAACGCAAGUUUAUUAUUUUUCUUUUACGAAAUAUGAUUUUUUUGCUUUUGAGAACAAGCAAAGCAAGAAAAAAAAAUGAAAAAAAAUCACUUUGUGUCUGGCUUUGACAUGACGAUCUAACUAACACUGUAUUAUUGUAACUGAAAUAUGUAUGAUCCUAUGAUGAGCUAUCACUUCCCUUUCACUCUUAUAAAAAGAAAAAUGACAGAAAAAAAAAUCCAAUGUAAAAAAAAAAAGUAUAUGUAGUGUAUGCUUGUGUUUAGUGAGCGUUCAUGCUGUCAUUCUUUCCCAAUGUAUGGUGGUGAACUAUGGUGGCAAUGUGCUGUCCUAAAUGGAUGAGCCGAGAUCUGUUGUAAACCCUUUUUUGUACACCCUCUCAUCAACUGUGACAGUGAAGUAGUGAAUUUCAUUUAUUUCAUUUAUUUUCUGACUUUUUAUUUUACCUAAAUGGAUACAGUGGUAAUGUGUUUGGUUUAUAAAUCACUAAUAAAGUUUUCUUUCUUAAAAACAAAA